GGCCCCGGGAGCGGUGCGGCGGUGGCGGCGGGCGCUCAUGGCCCUCCCGGGGGAGGCGGCCCGGCUGGACGGGGGCUGGCAGGAGGUCUACUCGGCUCUGCAGUGGAUACAGUUCACCAUGGCCAUGCUCAGCGUUAUAGGUUCCAGCUCGAUCGUUGCUUACGCCGUCUUCCAAAACGCAGUGCGGUCCCCUGAGGUUCGCCCUCUUUUCUACCUGAGUCUCUCUGACCUAUUUCUGGGCAUGUGCUGGCUCGCUGGGGCCCUCCUCUACAGCACACCAACAUCCAAGCAGGACCUCAUCUGCUAUAACCUGCAAGCAACAGGACAAAUAUUCUACGUGGCCUCUUUCCUUUACACUGUCAACUACACCUGGCACCUGUACAUGGACCUAAAGGUGAAAUACAAUCAAAACCUUUACCGGAUGCCCCCCCAGGUUGUAGAUUAUGUGAGUUGCAUUGGCCGAGUAGCAACGAUCUCAUCUAGCUUGGUCCCUUUCCUUCUCAUGGUGCCUGUGUUUUGCCUGGGCAACAGCAGUAAUUGUUACCAAAACUUCAGCCAAAAGCAUGGGUGUCUCUUGAUGCACACAGAAAUCGCCGUGUCCUCCAGCGAGCCACAAACCCUGAGCGGCUCCGUUUGCCAUGCGAUGCAUUUCUAUGGCAUUGGGGUCUUCCUCAUUUCUUUUCUGAUCAGCUUCAUAGCCAUUCUGGUUAUACUGAGUCAAGCCCGAGGUUUAUACAAAAGGUUCGUAAACUCCACGGGAUUCCUGGGCGACCAGCAGUGGGCCAUGAUUAAGAUGGUGGAGCAACGAGUGGUUUUUUACCCCGUCGCAUUCUUCUGCUGCUGGGCCCCAGCUGUCCUCCUUGGAAUACUGAAGCUGACAACAGCAACAAACAGCAAAAUCUACAUGGCUCUUCUAAUCCUGCAGGCUCUGACAGCAGCUUCCCAGGGGCUCCUCAACUGCAUUGUCUAUGGCUGGACACAGCACGUCUUCCUCUCCCUCAAACGCAACGCCUGCCGGGACGUUGACACCCAGACUCCUCUCCUGCGUUCCCAGAAGAAGUUCUACGCCAGCACGCUCCCCGCCAGCCCGCCAGAUGCAGGAGGGUCCACAUCCACCUUGCUCUGAGGAAUCCCUGCCCUGGAGGAGAACUGGGAGCAUCCUGACAAGACCUCGUCGUGCUUUAGCAGUGUCAGCCAGACCUGGCUGUCCCCUGGGAACUUUCCUGGCAGCAGCAAAGUGAGCUGUAGUGCUGGAGGAGCCUGAGCGGAGCUGUUGGAGACAGACACCUCAGUGAAGAUAGUUAUUUAUUUUACAGGUUUAUGUGGACUGUAAAUGGAUUCUUUAAACGUGGUAAAUCUUUAGUGCAGACUUUCCCCUCACGGAAAUAUCUCUAGAAAUGCAGCCAAUUAUAUGUAGGAGCUCAGAGAUUUGGUACAGCUCCUUUGAGGGUAGGUGGUCAAAGGUUGUUUUACUUCUGUAAGUAUUUGCCAUUACAAGUUAACAGUAAAGCAAAGGUGAAUAUUUUUCAA
Apus apus (common swift) is the source of this 1530-nucleotide messenger RNA. It is a transcript of the gene TMEM116, whose product is annotated as transmembrane protein 116. NCBI's taxonomy places the organism in Eukaryota, Metazoa, Chordata, Aves, Apodiformes, Apodidae. Gene Ontology annotation, cellular component: plasma membrane. The transcript has 11 exons. The record is from RefSeq and is a predicted model, not a curated record. Gene Ontology annotation, molecular function: G protein-coupled receptor activity. Gene Ontology annotation, biological process: adenylate cyclase-activating G protein-coupled receptor signaling pathway. Bases 38 to 1126 code for a protein of 362 amino acids.